GAGAAGAGCAAACCAUAUUUAGUAAAGUGUGAGACUCCUGUGGCAGGAUCCAUUACAUGGGCCAGAACUCUUUUCUGCCAAAUUAAACAACCCAUGCUUUCCUUCCUGAAAGCAGCACAGAUGCUUGGAAGUGAACAACAAAGCUACAUGGUCAAAAUCAAGUAUAAGGACACUGCACUGCGGAUUAGGGAAUAUGAGACAAAGAAAUAUGAGGACUGGCUGAAAGAAAUUGAAAACAGCUGGCCACUAUUGAAACAGCCUCUGCUGACUAUCAGAGAAAACCAAGACCUGAAAGUUCCAAGACCAGAACAAAGCAAGAAAAGGAACGUGCACUACAUAGUAAACUUUCCUCCACAAUUAAGGAAAAUGAUUUCUGAGAUAAAGCCCCUCAUGUUACUGGACUACUCUGUUCCGAAAAAGGCAGAAGACUUGGCUAUGUUGGAACACAGUCUCCUGAGGUCUGCUGAUGAUCUGAACAACCUUAUCGAAGACUUUCACUCAUUGGUGGACAGCCUGCGUGAGGAGCAUCUCGACAUGCUGCUGCCACAUAUAGAAGUGGUCAAAAAAGAGAUGGAAUUUGGAUUGAAGAAGCUCAACUGGUGUUGCUCAGGGAUACCUGAGUUCAUCAGUCGAGGUGUCCAGGCUGUUUCUAAAUUCAAGUCCAUCGUCAACCAGAUUCACAACAACGAGCGUGCAAUUGAUUCCAAGCUACAGUCGAUAACUCUGUCCAACUUGCUGAAACUGCCAGUAUCUGAUAAAUCUAGAGACUUGCCAGAUAUCAAGGACUUCUGUGACUGCAUUGAGGGAGAGCAAACCAAGACUCUGAAUAUUCUCACUAAGAAUUAUUCUGACAUCAGUUUCCUCAUCAAUGAGACAGAAUAUGUGAUUAUGAAAACCAGAAGUGGCAAAGCCAAAUGCAUGGCUAGUUACUAUAAAUACUGGGAGUGCAAAGUGUUUGAUUCCCUGAUAGAGAUGCUCCAGAGGAGCAUUCAGACGUUCACCAAGGUGCUGAUGGGAAACACAGCUGUUUUCAAAGCAAACGUCGUCCUAUCUACUGGUAUUGUGUUAGAGCCACGAAGUGACGUCAUCAACAGGAUGAUCACGGGGUGCAUUGACAUGUGUGUAGAGAGCACCAAGCGUUUUCCACGUUGGAUGCAUGGGACCUGCAUCAACUGCCCCAUACAACUUGUGAAUGAUGAAGAGGGGUCUAAGAAAUUCACAUUCUUCUGUGAUGUGUCUAAGCAUCCUCAGAUAAAGCUAAGUCAUUUAAUGGUGUCCCAAAAGAUUGAGGAGCUGCUCCUCUCAGUGAGUCGCAACUUUGAGUACUGGAAACGCUACCAGUUUCUUUGGGGAAAGGACAGAUGUCUUGUGACUGGAGAGUUUGCAGCCAAAAAUCCAUCCUAUGCCAAGUAUGAUGAUGAGAUGAACGUCUUUGCUAUGGCUAAGCAAGAUGUGAAUCUGGAGCCUCGCUGCAAGACGGAGAGCAUGAUCCAUCUGAACCUAUCGCCACUGCUUAACACACUACAGGUGAUCGCAGAGUCCUGGAUCGAUUCACUUGGUUAUUUGCUCAACAAAUCUGCCAAAAAGAAUCUCUUCAACUUUAGAGAUGAACUCACGCAACUCUCUAAAAAGCUGAAGCAAAGCCCAGACACUGUGAACGACCUGAAGUCUGUUCUCAGCACCAUCUCAGACAUCAGGUACAUGUCUGUAGACAUGGAAAUAAGAAUCACUGAUAUCCAGGAGAGCUACAGAACCCUGGCCAUCUAUAAAGCUGAGGUUGGAGAAGAUGAAAAAGAGCUGGUGGCCAUUAUUGACCAGACAUGGAGUGACCUUUACACAGAAUCUAGACAAGUGGAUCAUAGUCUGAAAGAUGUCAAGAAGUCAUUUGCUGUGAUUACCAAAGAGAAGGUUGAAGAGUUCAGACAGAACGUGUCCAUCUUUGCUGAAAGCUUCAACCUGCAUGGUCCUGGAGCUGUGGGAGAAGAUUUGGAUAAAGGACUGAGCAUCAUGGACAAAUAUGAAAAAGACCUUGCCAAGAUUGUGGCUGAAUGGGAAGAGCUGACUAAUGCUGAAAAGCUGUUGGACCUGCCUGUCACUGUGUGCCCAGAGGUCACCAGGAUUCAGAAAGACAUGAGCGGCUUAAGACAGGCUUAUAAUGUGUAUGAAGCACAGAAGGAAGCAAAAGCAAGAUGGUCUGAAACACUGUGGGUAGAUUUGGACAUCCAGAUGUUACAGGACAACAUAGAAGGCUUCAUCAAAAGCCUGAGACAGCUGCCCAAAGAUGUGAGGGCUUUACCUGUUGCUUUUUUUCUGGACGCGAGUAUGAACGAGUUCAGAGAAUCACUGGCUCUUCUGCUAGACUUGAAGCACGAGGCACUCAGAGACAGGCACUGGGAGGAGCUGAUGGAAAGGACUGGCACCAGCUUUGAGAUAAACCCUGACAGCUUUACUCUGGAGAACAUGCUUGCUAUGGAACUGCAUAAAUAUGCAAACGUCAUCAGUGACAUUGUCACAUCUGCUAUAAAAGAGCUGAACAUCGAGACACAGUAAAAAAAUGACUGUGGAAUUUACAUAAAAACUUUGUAAAUGCACAACAGAAAUGUUAUGUAAACUGGAAAACAUGUAUUUUCUGUUGUAAUCACAUUAAAUGUUUGGAAAUGAUUAAA
Molecule: messenger RNA, 2666 nt
Organism: Nothobranchius furzeri (turquoise killifish)
Lineage: Eukaryota; Metazoa; Chordata; Actinopteri; Cyprinodontiformes; Nothobranchiidae
Source: RefSeq, a predicted model, not a curated record